Limanda limanda (common dab) is the source of this 4105-nucleotide messenger RNA. It is a transcript of the gene sgsm1a, whose product is annotated as small G protein signaling modulator 1a. Gene Ontology annotation, molecular function: GTPase activator activity. Gene Ontology annotation, biological process: activation of GTPase activity. The record is from RefSeq and is a predicted model, not a curated record. The transcript is spliced from 26 exons. NCBI's taxonomy places the organism in Eukaryota, Metazoa, Chordata, Actinopteri, Pleuronectiformes, Pleuronectidae. Bases 33 to 4046 code for a protein of 1337 amino acids.
GGGGACCUGCUCACAGGCUGGAGACAGGAUCCAUGGCAACAAUCAUGGCAGAGGCAGAGACUCGUCAGAAGCUGCUGCGCACCGUCAAGAAGGAGGUGAAGCAGAUUAUGGAAGAAGCCGUGACCAGGAAAUUUGUCCACGAAGACAGCAGCCAUAUUGUAUCUUUUUGUGCUGCGGUGGAGGCAUGUGUUCUGCACGGGCUGAGGCGACGAGUAGCUGGUUUUCUGCGCAGCAACAAGAUAGCGGCACUCUUCAUGAAGGUGGGGAAAAGCUUUGCUCCUGCUGAGGAGCUGUGUAGGAAGGCCCAGGAGCUCGAGCAGAUCAUCGAGACAAAACGAAGUCAAAGCUUGCAGAGUCAGGACAGCAUUCGUAAGAUGCCCCGGCUGCCCGGCCUCGGCCCACAGGGAGCCAAGAACCUGUGGAUCCGGGCGGCUCUUUUUGAAAAAGUGCUGGACAAGAUCGUUCUCUACUUGGUGGAGAACAGCAGUAAAUACUACGAGAAAGAGGCUGUUCUAAUGGACAAUGUAGAUGGACCUAUCCUUGCCUCUUUGUUAGUCGGACCUUGUGCUUUGGAGUACACCAAGAUGAAGACCGCUGACCACUUCUGGACCGACCCGUCCGCUGACGAGCUGGUGCAGAGACAUCGCAUCCACGGUGGCAACUGCCGGCAGGACUCUCCCACCAAGAGGCCGGCACUGUGUUUCCAGAAGCGGCACUCUAGCAGCAGCAUGGACGAACGCCCUUCCCCCUCGCCGUCUGCUCGGGAAUAUGUGGAGUCACUGCAUCAGAACAACAGGGCGACCUUACUGUUCGGCAAAAACAACGUGCUCGUGCAACCGAGGGACGACAUGGAGGCUGUCCCUGGUUACCUCUCCCUGCACCAGACUGCCGACAUCAUGACCCUGAAGUGGACUCCCAACCAGCUCAUGAACGGUUCUGUUGGAGACCUGGACUACGAGCGCAGUGUGUUUUGGGACUAUGCCAUGACGAUUCCUCUCGAGGAGAUAGUUUACUUGCACUGUCAUCAACAAGUGGACAGUGGGGGGACGGUGGUGCUGGUCAGUCAGGAUGGAAUCCAGAGACCUCCGCUGCGCUUCCCCAGGGGAGGACACCUGCUCCAGUUCCUCUCCUGCCUGGAGAACGGCCUCCUUCCCCACGGCCAGCUGGACCCUCCGCUCUGGUCCCAGAGGGGAAAGGGGAAGGUGUUUCCGAAGCUGCGAAAUAGAGUUCCUCAGGGAUCCUCAGAAUCGGUCUCGGAUAAGGAGGAGGACGAGGCCACGGACUAUGUCUUCCGCAUCCUCUUUCCAAACAGCCAGUCAGAGUUUGUGACUGUAACUCAUCCUCCUCACCUGACUUCCUCCCACUCCCUUCAACCGAGUGGACAGCCACCCUCCAAAGUGGGGACCCUGGUGGUCCCCAAGAGGUCCUGCAGCUGCCCUGAAGAAUCCCCCUCACUCACAGGAAGCAGCUUGACUCCUCCAGACUUGAUGGAUCAGGGAGCUACGAUGUGGCAUCCCACUCUCAGGAAGGCCUCGUGUUCCUCUUGUUCUCAGGGGAGCUUCUCCGAGGGAGGGACACCCAAGGGCUGUAACCAUGAGAGGGCUCCUCUGAAGCUGCUGUGCGACAGCAUGAAGUAUCAGAUCAUCUCUCGGGCAUUUUACGGCUGGUUGGCCUACUGCCGUCACCUGUCCACUGUGCGCACACAUCUCUCUGCCCUCGUCAAUCACACCAUCGUGGCGCCCGACACGCCGUGCGAUGCCUACAAAGGGCUCACCGCCGAAGUGUGGCAGACGUUCCUUCAGGACUGCACAGCCUACAAGGAGCAGGAGCUGCUGCGUCUGGUCUACUUCGGUGGGGUGGAGCCCUGUCUGCGUAAAGAGGUGUGGCCUUUCCUGCUGGGUCACUACCAGUUUGGGAUGUCAGAAGCUGAGAGGAAGGAGGUGGACAAACAGGUCCGAGAGUGUUACCAACAGACCAUGCGUGAGUGGCUCGGCUGCGAGGAGAUCGUCCGCCAGCGGGAGAAGGAGCAGCACGCCGCAGCUUUGGCCAAGUGCUCCUCUGUAGCGAGCGACAGUUCCAUUCAGAAGAUGAUCCAUCACGACUCCACUGUGAGCAAUGAGUCCCAGUCCUCCCAGAGCUCAGACCGACAGAGUCUGGCUCGCCUGCAGAGCGACUCAAGCAGCAGCACACAGGUGUUUGAGUCCGUAGAGGAGGUGGACCAGAUCGAGACGGAGCCCAAGACCGAAGAGGCCAAGCAGGUGCCGAAGAUGCCCAACGGAGCUCUGCAGAACGGGACCUGCUCUCCCGACUCUGGACACCCUUCCUCCCGCAACUUCUCAGUCACCUCUGGCCUGUCCGACACUUCCCUCAGCACAGACGACACCGCCGCACCUGACGCAGCCCCGAGAUCUGCUGCUGUCCCCCCGGCAUCACAGAGCUCGGUCAAACCUGCAGGGGUAGAGGGUGAAGGUUUAACAGAGGAAACGAUCAGCCAGGAGAGAACCGAAGUGAAGGACGAAGAGGAGACGCUCGGUGUGACCAAAACUGCAGAAGAUACCAAGAUUGAGGUGAAGGAUAAUGACGUGAUUCAGCCACUGGAAGAGGAGCAGGUGAUGACCGACAAAGAGACGUGUUUGCAAACUAAAAGCCAGGAACAUGUGGAAGAGCCAGAAUCUACUAAAACAGAGGGAACCAAGUCUGAAGAUACAGACAUUCAAGGAAUUCCAUCUUUAAAUUCAGGAGAAAUAGAAAGAGAUGUGUCCGAUCAGGAUACUGUGAAGGUAUCAGCAGCUGCUACAGAAUCCAAAGAAGAAAUCGUGGAACAGAGUCUCCAGAAAGACGUAGAAGUCAGAGACGAGGAAACGACAAAGCUCGAGGAAAGGAUUGUGGAAAAGAUGAAGGAAAUGGACCAAUCAAACACAAGUGAACCGCAAGAAAUUAGUUUGAAUGAGGGGACAGAAAAAAUGGUCCAACCUCAUGUGGCUGCUGACAUUGAGACCAACCUCCUAUUCUCAACAGACACCAGGGUGUCGAGAACGAGAGAAACUUACUGCGCCCCUCAGAAAGAGGAGCCUCAGGUCAUGACUGAAUCUGACGAGUCUCCCUCAGCCAUAGAGAUGGAGGAGAUCCCCAAAGCCAAGGUUUCCAUGGUGCCUCGGAGCAGGAAGGGACGAUGCGAGCCCUCGUCUUCCUUUGAGGACUCGGCCCCUCACGCGGAGGAGGAGCAAGGAAAGCACACUCCGGUGGGCCCAGAGUCCGUCCCGUCCGAGGAGCCGCAGAUGGAGAGUCUGUACCCUCACUUUGAUUCUCUGCCCGGGUCUGGAGACACCAAGAGCAAAGCGACCUCUCAAGGAUCUGCUGGGAGUACCUUCUCUCAAGAGCUGCUGGAUUUGUACACGUUAAAUCUGCACCGCAUUGAAAAGGACGUCCAGCGCUGCGACAGGAACUACUGGUACUUCACUCCUGCCAACCUGGAGAAACUGCGCAACAUCAUGUGCAGCUAUAUCUGGAGGCACCUUGACAUCGGCUACGUUCAGGGCAUGUGUGAUCUGCUGGCUCCGCUCCUAGUCAUCCUGGACGAUGAGGCCAUGGCCUUCAGCUGCUUCACUGAGCUCAUGAAGAGGAUGAAUCAAAACUUUCCCCACGGAGGCGCUAUGGACACUCACUUUGCCAACAUGCGCUCUCUAAUCCAGAUCCUGGAUUCUGAGCUGUUUGAGCUUAUGCACCAAAACGGAGACUACACCCACUUCUACUUCUGCUACCGCUGGUUUCUCCUGGACUUCAAGCGAGAGCUGGUGUACGAGGACGUGUUCACGGUCUGGGAAACCAUCUGGGCGGCUAAGUAUGCCUCCUCUAGUCACUUUGUCCUCUUCAUUGCUCUGGCGCUGGUAGAGAUCUACAGGGACAUCAUCCUGGAGAACAACAUGGACUUCACUGACAUCAUCAAGUUCUUCAAUGAAAUGGCUGAGCACCACAACAUAAAACAGAUUUUGACCCUGGCCAGAGAUCUCGUGUACAAGGUGCAGAUGCUGAUUGAAAACAAGUGAUGGCGCUGUUGUUCCUCUUUUCCAUCCAUGUAAAGCGUGAGCAGCUGUAGCAUCACAAG